Messenger RNA from Ostrinia furnacalis (Asian corn borer), 3569 nucleotides. RefSeq names its product Tis11 zinc finger protein (gene Tis11). The coding region runs from base 688 to 1455 and encodes 255 amino acids. Gene Ontology annotation, molecular function: mRNA binding; metal ion binding. Lineage: Eukaryota; Metazoa; Arthropoda; Insecta; Lepidoptera; Crambidae. The record is from RefSeq and is a predicted model, not a curated record. The transcript has 2 exons.
GAUUUGAAAACAAAAUCCACCCGCCCGCUGCCGCGCCGGCUCGCGAUUCACGGGCGAAGGCGCGCACCGCACCAAGGAGCUCAGUGCGCGAGCUAGCGUGAUACGGAAUGAUCGUGUGGUGCGUUUUGCGCGGACAUUGACUCUGCGAUUUAUUUUUUAAUUCAACGAUUUAUACCGCCAGAAUUAAAAACUUUUGGAGUAUAAUUUCGAGUAAAACUAAAAAGUAUUUAUUUGAAAAGUUGACUUUUAUGCAGUUCGCGCAGAAUUUUGACCAAAACUGUGUAUUUCCGUAUAGACGCAAAAAUUAAAAAGUGAAGAAGACUUCGAAACAAAGGACUGUUUUGUACAUUUUCGCAACAUUUGCGAAAUUGUGUUCAAAAAUUUUAUCUGGCUGCUUAGAAAAGGGCAUAGUAAAAAAUACAGCCCUCAGCCGACUAGUUCGGACACAAUCUGUGGUCAACUAACGAAAAACAAACACGCAACGACUUGCAAAAUUAUCAAAACAUCUCUAUGUAUGUAAACAAGUUUUCAUAAAAUUCUAGUACAGAAUUAUCGUGGACAUUUCGAAAUCUUAUCAAAAAAUUACAGUGAGUUCGUCGACCUUCCAAAUUCGUGCUUCAGUGAUUACGUUCGCAGAUUUUACCCAAGAAUUUAGAAACCUGGAUUGAGUGUUCGAGCUAGUUUUGCAUGAUGUCUACUGCCAUAAUGCAUCAGUCUGCGCUGUACGACUUUGGUGAUCUGUUCUUGAAGAAUCAAACUCGUCCAGUGCAGACGAUGAACAGCGCCCUCGCGCCCGUGAGCGGCAGCACCGUGGUGGGCGGCGCGGGCUGGGAGCAGCACCCGGCGCUGGCGCGCGCCGCGUCCGUGCCCGCGCACCGCGCGCUGGCCGGCCUGCUGGACCGCCUGGGCCACCGCCGCCUCGAGCGCACCGCCAGCGAGCCCGCGCCGCCGCCGCCCGCCACCAGCCGCUACAAGACCGAGCUCUGCCGCCCCUUCGAGGAGGCCGGCGUCUGCAAGUACGGCGACAAGUGCCAGUUCGCCCACGGCAUCCGCGAGCUGCGCAACCUCCAGCGCCACCCCAAGUACAAAACGGAGCUGUGCCGCACCUUCCACUCCGUCGGCUUCUGCCCCUACGGCCCGCGCUGCCACUUCGUGCACAACGCCGAGGAGGCGCGGCGCCGCGAGCCCCCGUCGCCCGGCGGCUCGGUGGCCUCGCUGUCCUCGGGCGUGUCGCUGGGCUCGUACAUGAGCGACGGCUCCCGCUCGCCGCGCUCGCCGCACUCGCCGCUCACGCCGCAGUCGCCGCUGACGCCGCACUCGCCGCCCGCGCUGUCGCCGCCCGCCGGCGCCACCGCCUUCGCGUUCCGCCGCACGCAGUCGCCCGACCCCGAAGAGGAGCGGCUGCCGGUGUUCAACCGCCUCUCGUCCGCGUUCGGCGACCUCAUCAUCGCCUAGGGCGUUGCGAUCGCCUAGUCUUAAGUUAAAUUAUACCGAUCAUAGCGUAAGGACCGUCUGUCACCGCAGUGCCUAUUCGACGUCUUCCAGACCGCGCCCGAGCGCCGUCCCGCUCCGCGCAUCCGCACACUCGCUCAACGAAUGAUCUCCAGUUUGUCGAUUCUUCUCAUUACUUCGCCCUGUAAUUUAUAAAGUUAAAGAAGUUUACUGGCGUCUCGAAAGUUUGCGGUGUGAAUAUAGUGAUUACGUACAUCUUUAGUUAUCGGCACGCACUUGUAAAUGGCACCUUAUAUUGUUAGAUAUUUAUUGCGUAGCUCGCGGAAGUCUUCCCGAUGCGAUCCUCCGCCGAGCGGUGGUCUCUGUAAAGUUAGCUUAUAGAACAUUUAUUUAUUUUGUACUGCCUAUCCGCGCUCGGUACCGUACCGCGAGAAGGCGCUCGUGAUCUAUUUUUAAGGGUUUAAGAUAAUAAUUUAUUAUUUAUUUCGAGUCUCUUUAACUGUAAUAAUUAUUUUUACGUACUAGCAGCUGCGAUGCCGCACCGCAUACGGACGGGGCCCGCGUCACCGGGACGUGGCUCUGGCAACAAGGAUCGAUCGAUCUCGCUCCCAGAUUCAAUGCAUUACCCCGACCAGCUCGUCCAGUGGGAAGUGAUCAAUCGAUUUACUCGUACAUCUCGGGAGUUCGCUGGGCCGAGCGCCGCGCCGUUCUCGGGCGGCGGCGUGCUCACCCGUGGCCGACACCGCUAGCGAUCUCAAUCACCCGCGGCCCAUUUGAGAACGGCGAUGUAAUCCUGCGGCGCGCCGCUAGCGGCUCGUCUGCGCAGGAUUUUUUCGUUUUGCGUCGUGCGAGGAGGGCGGGCAGCGAGCUGAAACCUGUUUGGGUUUUGGUGAUUGUUUUUUUCGUCCUCGAAGCGCACUCUCGAGUCCCUCUCGCUCCGAUGCCCGACGAGAUUGCGUUCGGGCGCUCGCAAAAAAUGACAGAAACCUGAGAAAACGCCCGCCGAACUCCCGAGAUUUCGUGCCGAUGAAUUUUUAUAGAGAUAUAACUUGAAUACGGUAACAUGAAGCAUGUUUAUAUUAGGUGCGGGCCGACGGACUUACCCCGCGCGCUUCCCCCGUCGCGCCCGCAUCCCUCACAAAGAGUGCCUUUUACUUUAUAACAAAAUAAAUCGAUUAUAAUAUUUAAUUUUUAGUUGAUCGAGAUAGAUUGAUUGUUUAUUUAUUGUCUCUUUUGAAUAUAAAAUUCAAAUUGGCACAGUUAUUACUUUUGUACUUUGACAGAACUAAGUGAUUAGUUUGGACGUAGAAUAGUUUCUUCUUUGAAUAAAGUGUGAUAUUUUAUAAUAUUUAUAUUACAAAGUUUAAAGUUUUAAUUAAGGGACCAAUAUAAGUGAUUCGAUUAGGAGAAAUUCUGAUAGAAACCAGACAGAUAAGUAGAUACGCUUUCGAUUCUUACCAAGAGACUGUAUCCUCGCGCCACACAUACAUACAUAUAUUUUGUUAUACUGUUUGUAACCAGAUGUACUGUACGAUUUUGUAUUGUAUCCAUCCAAUAAAAUAGCAUUUGACCACUAGUGGUUUUGUGUUUGUUAUUGACAGCUCAUAGAACCGAGACGGUGUUUUUUGUUUUGUUUUACUAUUUUAGUUUCAGUUUUUCUCCGUGUCUAAAGAGAGACGUAUCGUGACCACGAAGGAUAAUAAUUUUGUACCUAAUGUUAAGGAUCCUAGUUGUAAGCGUUUUCAUAAAGUUCGCGAAUAUUAUUUAUUAUCAGUUCAUUACGAAUUAUAAACCAUUAAAGUUGAUUUAUUUAAUUUCUUUUGUAUUUAAACGUCAUUUAAGUACGAAUAUUGUAGCUUAAUGUUAGUAAUAUAUCAUCAGUCAUUUAAUGUAACAAGCAUUAGUUUAAAACUCUAGUACCUAUGUCAGUUGUAAUUAAGUAUUUAAUUUUUUAAUUUAAUUCCAAUUAUAAGUUAAUCUUCCAAAAAUUGACUACGUAUUCUAUUUCUUAUGGACAAAAACAAAUUAAGGCUAAAGCUUGUUUAUGACAUUUUUUUUCUUGUAAGUUUUCCUUAUUUCCAUCUGCAUUUUUAUUGAAUUAUAGUCAAAAUAUGUUA